AUGAUGAUUCAGCCACAACAGCAGGAACAACAGAUGGGGGGCGAACAGCCAAGUGUAGAGGACCUUCUGAUGGAGCCAGGUGCACAUGAGAAACGCCGACUGAGGGCAGAUAUAAGCUGUGCGAAUGGUGCCUGUGAUCAUCGCGGAGGGGGUGGUGGAGGCUCAGGAGACGCGAACAAAGCCAAGGCCUCAAGCAUAGCUCAGAAAGCUGCACAGGAGGCAAAGGCUGCCUCAGAGGCACAGCAGGUUGCAGCACAGCAGGCUUCACAUCAGGUGAAAGUUCAAUUAGCUGAGAAAGCACAGGAGGCAGCUGAGGCGGCAAUGGCAGCUUUGGCAGGAAAACAACAACUUGUUGAUGAACUUGAAAGUGAAGUGCGCGAAGCACAAGAAAUUCUGCAAGAAGAAAAUGCAGCUUUGCAAGCCGCUCAGCAAGAAGCACAGUCAGCUAUGACUUCUGCUCAACAAGCUGAACAGGAACUCAAAGUGCUGAACUCCGCUAUCCAGCUGGAAAAGAGUGCUGUGUCGAAUGCUGAAACAACUGCCCAAGGAGCACAGCAGGAAGUGGUCGAGAAGACUCAGGUCCUGGAUGCAGCUAAACGCCGAAUUGAAGCACUCACAAAUGACUUGAAUAGUGCCCGUGCAGACCUGGCUAAUACCAAGCAAGCAGCAAAUAAAGCAGCGCAGGCCGCCCAAGCUGCCCGUACCAAUGCUGCCAGAAACCGACGUAGAUUGAGAGGAAGCCAAACGGCUGACUCCAUUAAUGGCCCAGCAGUUUUACAGGUUCAAGGCACUCCACAACAAAUAAGAAGACAUCGAAGGCACUUUUAUCCAGCAAGGGUCUCAUCUGCAGCUUAA
Schistocerca piceifrons (Central American locust) is the source of this 855-nucleotide messenger RNA. RefSeq lists its product as uncharacterized. The coding region runs from base 1 to 855 and encodes 284 amino acids. The transcript has 4 exons. The record is from RefSeq and is a predicted model, not a curated record. NCBI's taxonomy places the organism in Eukaryota, Metazoa, Arthropoda, Insecta, Orthoptera, Acrididae.